ACGAAUACGGUCGGAGGCAAGACGGCGCAACGCCACCAACAAUCAUCAUCCCGGUGCCUUCGUCUCUCUCUCUCCCUCUCUCUCCCUCGGUUGCUUUCGCAAAAUUUCGGGUUUCCGCCUGUCUUCUUCAAGAUGAGCAUCAACCAAUUCGCCAUGGUAGAGGAAUUGGCUUUCCUGGUGAAGGACAACCUUCCCUGCAAGCAUCUCCUGCUCUCCGUGGAGGAGGGUUUGGUGAAUUUCCUUCAGGACGACUCCAGUGGAGAUGAGAUUCUGGAAUUGGAACCCAUGAACCCCUACAACCGUCUUCUUAUUCAUCGGCUGGCUGAUAUAUUUGGGUUUGCCCAUGAAUCAGUGGGUGAAGGAGAUGAUCGGCAUUUGAUCUUGGAGCGUUGCCCUGAAACAUCAAUACCUUCAAUUCUUGUUAGUGAUAUCUUAUGGCAGUAUGAUGAACCUCAACCUCUGCCAUCAUCGUACCAGAUACUGAGGAGAAAAGAUGCUCCAACUGUGUUGAUAACAAAUGUCCCAUCUUCUCAACAUACAUUCAAGGAGAGAGAAGCUGCUUAUCUUGCUGCCCGUGAGCGAAUUUUUGCCUUUGAUGCGGAAGACAUGAGAGAACCCAUGACACAGCGACCACGAAAUGUUCCUGUAGUGGCCCGCCGUAUGAUUGCACAUGCCCUUGGCCAAAAAAUAGGCGCUAACAACCAUGAUGCUGCCAAGAAUAGUGAAGGGUAUGAAGUAGGCACUAAUGGAUUCAAUGUGCCAGAAAAUGAGAAGUUCCACCCCAAUUCGAGCUUAGAAGCUAAUGGAGAGACUAAUUAUACUCAAGGACCAGAUGUAAAUAUGUCUGAGAAGGCAAAGGGUGAGAACCAUGAUGUCCGUGCAACUCUUACUGGGAGGAAGGUGCCUAAAGAAUCUGUGCAGAAAAAUGCUAAUGUCCCCUCAUCUCGGAGUGCAAGAAGUGAAAAUGUUGCCAACAAGGAGUACUUGAAGAAAGAGCAUCUAGGAGCUGCAAAGAGGAUGUUUGCUCAAGCACUGGGAAGAAGCUCGAUGACGACGAGAGAUGGGUCACAAUCGAAGGGCACUGAAUCAAAUCAAUCUGCUAGUACGCAGUAGUCACCGAGUACUUCAUUGCUGGAUCCAAUCACUUGUCCCUGUUUAUGCUGUAUCCUUCAGCUGCAUGGGAGCUCUCUGAGUUUCAGUUCGGCCCAAUAACUGGUUUAUGAGUAUACUCUGAUAAUAGCCAUUAAACAUACUUGUGGGGGGAAGCGCCAGUCACGACAAAUCUCCAGAGAUUGCACAAAUGGGCUUCUCACUAUUUGGGUGCACAAGAACAAGGCUAUGCCACUCUCUGCCAACGCUUGGCUGGUGACGAAAUGUUAUAUCAUGAGGAGAUAUAUUAGCAUUUGAAUGGAUAAUGGGUUUGACUUAAGGAAUGAGGAGAUGGUGCUGGAUGAAAUCUGAUGCUAUAACAUAUGCUAAUCUGGAAUCAGAUGGACUUUGGACCACUCCAAGUGCGGAUGAGUAGUCUAAUAUGAUGUUUAUAAGUUCAUGCAUUCAAUUAUCUGUUGGUUAUCAUUGAUUUUAUGUACUAAAACACGAUCUGGAUGGGGAUGAUUUAUGAAUUUUGGUUCUCUUUUGGGAA
Molecule: messenger RNA, 1642 nt
Organism: Syzygium oleosum
Lineage: Eukaryota; Viridiplantae; Streptophyta; Magnoliopsida; Myrtales; Myrtaceae
Exons: 6
Coding region: 133-1113 (326 amino acids)
Molecular function (GO): nucleic acid binding
Source: RefSeq, a predicted model, not a curated record